AUGUUCAAACUUCGGCGUCAAAGCUGCCUUUUCCUUGGCUGGUUCUAUUUAAAACUGAAGGAGAACAGGAAACCGGGUGAUGAACAGGGCUCAGCAUCACGUCCUUCGCCAUGGGAUCUCAGUCCCGUCACCCUUCAAGCUGAAUCGGUCGACCUUGUCCCGAACGGCGUCCGAUCAACAUACAACGACGUCGUCGUCGAGUGUGCCAACGGAACGUCGUAUAAGGCCUCCGUGGUGAUCUGCAAGGUUUGCAAUGCUAUCCAGACCUACUGGUAG
This is a messenger RNA of Pyricularia pennisetigena, 276 nucleotides long. RefSeq lists its product as uncharacterized. NCBI's taxonomy places the organism in Eukaryota, Fungi, Ascomycota, Sordariomycetes, Magnaporthales, Pyriculariaceae. The transcript has a single exon. The record is from RefSeq and is a predicted model, not a curated record. Bases 1 to 276 code for a protein of 91 amino acids.